Hyaena hyaena (striped hyena) is the source of this 4172-nucleotide messenger RNA. RefSeq names its product transcription termination factor 2 (gene TTF2). The record is from RefSeq and is a predicted model, not a curated record. Gene Ontology annotation, molecular function: zinc ion binding; ATP binding; ATP-dependent chromatin remodeler activity. Lineage: Eukaryota; Metazoa; Chordata; Mammalia; Carnivora; Hyaenidae. The transcript has 24 exons. The coding region runs from base 14 to 3607 and encodes 1197 amino acids.
GACUGGAGCGGUCAUGGAAGCAGUUAGGUGCUCGCAGCACGGAACCAUCUGCUUUCUCAAGACUGGCGUCCGCGAUGGUCCGAAUAAAGGAAGGAGCUUCUAUGUGUGCCCGGCGAACCCUUGCGGCUUCGUGCUGGCGGUCGACAUUCCUGUUUCUCAUUGCUUAUUGCACGAGGACUGCGUGGUAGCGCUUCAGGGUUUGCUCCUACCGCCCGGCAAGGAAGAAUAUAGAUUAUUCUUCCAGUGUGUCAGAAGUAAGGCGGCAGGGAAGCAGUGGUGCGGAAGUGUCCCGUGGCAGGAGCCUGGUUCCACAGAACAUUCUACAACUACCAGGCCUCAGAGUGCCUCAGAGCCCUCCGGCCAGCAGAGAAACCCGUUCAAGGUACUUGACAAGAAUCAAGAGCCGUCUCUCUGGAAACAGUUCACCAAAGGCGAGGGUGAGAAAAAGAUGGCUGAUCAGAAUCCAGAGGAGAAGGGGGAUGUGCUUUUGGAUCAAAAGAAGGAACGGAGGACUGAGUCCAACUGCUGGAUGAAGAAAGAUGUCUCCUCUGCCCUGGAGGUAAAGAAAAAACCACCUGCAGUUCAAGAGAAGCAUCAAGGGGAGAAGAUGCAGUUUCAGCGUGAAGUAAGGGAGAAGGAAGAGGCGCAUAGAAGAAACCUUUGUGACGUUAAACCCAAGCAGGGCCGCGGUGAUGCGCUGAGGAAGCCAUCCGGGUCUCUUCAGGAGAAAUCGAAUGUUGAGAGUCAUCACGUCCAAAGGGAAUCAGAACCUCUAAGGCAACAGGAAACCAAGCCUUUGUCUGGACUUACUCACAGUCUGAAUGCAACAAGCAAGCCCCAGAAAGGGGAACACCUCAGUGAAGAGCACUCCAGCGGCCGGGAGGCUGGAGAAACAAAGGCAGGGGGUGCCCCCAACACGCAGACCACCCGGCGCCCAGAGCCUCAGGACGCACCUGCCCCAGGAGGACCGUGUGCAUGGUGGGCACCAGCUGCAGGGCGCUCCCUGCGUGCAGGGCCAGACGCCGACUCCAGCCACGGGGACCGUGGGGGAGGUCAUACUGUUUCCCUGAAGCCUCCCUUGCUCUUUGACCUGACUCUGGACUCCCAGAAAGAGAACCACCUCCUACCCCCUGGUCAGAGUGGGCAAAGAAACCCAUCUCCCGCCCCGGGUGUUUCUAAGAAGGUAGAACCUUCAGACCCGGCAGCCCAACGUGGGUACCUCACAACACAACUCAAACAGAAGAAGAGCACGCUGAAAUCCGUGAACCUCCAGGCCCUCCCAGACAAGGGUCAGAAGUUGCUCACGCAGAUCCGGGAGCUGGAGGAAGCCCUGGAUGCCCUUGCCCUGUGCCCAGAGCCAGACGCUAAUGAGAAGAGUGAAGGUCAAGCACCACAGCAGAGAAACUUCACCACGGCCGCCACUGACCUUCCUCACUUGGCGCCUCCCCGACCCCUGGAGGAACACGGCCUCCAGCCCUUGGGCUCUCGAGGCCUCAAGGCUGCCUGCCCGGAAGCUGCUGGGGCGUCCAGUCUGUGCUGCGGAGGCCCUUCAAAGCCAGACGGCCCUCAUGCAGUGUGGAAAGUCAUAAGUAAAGCCAUCGAUGAGCUCCAUCAGUCCCUGGGGUCGCGGCCUGCCGAGUCUGCUGUGGCGGAGGACCCACCGGGGCUGAAGGUGCCUCUGCUGCUGCACCAGAAGCAGGCAUUGGCCUGGCUGCUGUGGCGGGAAAGCCAGCAGCCGCACGGAGGGAUUCUGGCGGAUGAUAUGGGAUUAGGAAAAACUCUGACCAUGAUUGCGCUCAUCCUGACCCAGAAGAACCAGGAGAAGAGCAAAGAAGACGACAAAGACAUGGCGUUGACUUGGCUUUCCAAAGACGACUCCUCUGAGUUCACUUCCCACGGAACGCUGAUCAUCUGUCCUGCCUCCCUGAUCCACCACUGGAAAAACGAGGUGAUGAAACGUGUAAGCAGCAACACACUGAGAGUCUGUCUCUAUCACGGGCCCAGUCGGGAGCAGCGUGCGAAAGUCCUGUCCACAUACGACAUCGUCAUCACUACCUACAACCUUCUGGCCAAGGAGAUCCCCACACAGAAACAAGAGGGAGCCAUCCCGGGCACAGACCCCGCCGCAGACAAGGAUUUGGCAAAAACACCUUUGCUUCGAAUAGUCUGGGCUCGAAUCAUAUUGGAUGAAGCUCACUGUGUUAGGAACCCUCGGGUACAGACCUCCACGGCCGUGUGCAGGCUACGGGCCCACGCACGUUGGGCCGUCACCGGAACCCCCAUUCAGAACACCUUGUUGGACAUGUAUUCACUGCUGAAAUUUCUCCGUUGCUCACCAUUUGAUGAUUUCCGAGUGUGGAAGAGCCAGGUCGAUAACGGUUCAAAGAAAGGAGGAGAACGGUUGAGUAUUUUAACCAAGAGCCUUUUGCUCAGGAGAACAAAAGACCAGCUGGACCCCACCGGCAAGCCCUUGGUGGUGCUGCCCCAGCGGGAAUUUCAGGUGCACCGUUUAAAGCUCUCUGAGGAGGAGGAGAAGGUUUACAGUGUCCUUCUGGCCAGAUCCAGGUCAGCUCUGCAGUCCUACCUCAGAGCGGGGCAGGAAGGCGGAGGCAGCCAGGCCGGGAGAAUCCCUGAUAAUCCAUUCAGUAAAGUGGCCCAGGAGUUUGGGUGCAGUGGGCCCGGAGCGUCUUCAGUGGCACGACCUGGCACCCCCCACGUGCUGUUGACCCAGCUGCUGCGGCUCCGCCAGUGCUGCUGUCACCUCGCCCUGCUGAAGUCGGCCCUGGACCCAGCAGAGCUGAAAAGCGAGGGCCUGGUCCUCUCUCUGGAAGAGCAGCUCAGUGCCCUGACGCUGUCUGAGCUCUGCGACACGGAGCCCUCUCCCGUCAUCUCCCUGAAUGGUGAAUGUUUCAAGGCGGAGCUCUUCGAGGACACAAGGGCAAGCAGCAAGAUUUCAUCUUUGUUGGUGGAAUUGGAGGCAAUCCGAGGGAACGCGGGGUCCCAAAAGAGCGUCAUUGUCUCCCAGUGGACCGGCAUGCUGCACGUGGUCGCCUUGCACCUGAGGAGGCGCGGCCUGACCUACGCCACCAUCGACGGCUCCGUUGGCCCCAAACAGAGGAUGGACUUGGUGGAGGCGUUUAACAGCUCCCAGGGCCCUCAGGUUUUGCUGAUCUCCCUCUCGGCUGGAGGUGUUGGCCUGAACCUGACUGGAGGAAACCACCUCUUCCUCCUGGAUAUGCACUGGUGUCAGCUGAUGGUGCUGUGGGGUUUCUGUCAGCAAACUGACCCCAGCUGCUUGUUCGCGGGAAUCCGUCACUCGAAGACCAGGCUUGUGACCGAAUUUACCGAGUGGGGCAGCAGAGAGACGUUGUUGUGCACAAGUUUAUUUGUGAGGGAACAGUGGAAGAGAAGAUCUUACAGCUUCAAGAAAAAAAGAAAACUUUGGCCAAACAGGUUCUCACAGGAUCUGGAAAAUCCGUCAAGAAGCUCACUUUGGCUGACCUCAAAGUCCUUUUUGGCAUCUAACUUCCUGUUUACAGGGCUUAGGGUAGUGCCGCUGUUGGUUUGUGUCAGGAUCUGGGAGAGCGACCUACAUGUGACCCUCUGAGCCCCCCCUUAGCCCGAGGCCCUUCCUGGAAGGAGGUGUAAUGGAGCCUCAAUUUUUUAUGUUAACUAAUUGGUGAAUCAGUCAAGUUAAUCAAUCGACUUAUUUAAGAGUGACAGAAACCAAUGAACUACUUCAGAAAAAAGAAAGUGCCUUAGAGUUCGACAAUUCUGGAAAACGACGCCAGGGGAGUUGUACGAAAGCUUCAGUAAAAGCCCAAAAAGCCAUCUGUUGCCUUUCUCCUGUCCGCUCACGGGGGACCAGUGUCACUGCGCUUUCCUACGCCGGCUCCACGCCAUCUGCCCCUCCCUCCUGCCAGCGAGGCUUCUCCUUUUAUCAUGUCUCCAUGUGGAGCAGAGAGUGGACCCUGCGGCCACGCCCCUGCAGCCAUCUCCCACCAACCAGUUCUCCCUCCCAGGCCUGAGCCCAAGGAGCCGCCUCAUACGUGAGCAGGUGUCUGGUAUCAUCACACCAUCCAGUAUUUAGUGUCGUUUCCAGUGUUCCAUUAUUUUCUGUCACUAUAAUAUGUGCUACUUGUGAAAUAAAAUGGACUAUGUCUUUUUUUUUU